CUGUGUGUGUGUGUGUGUGUGUGUGUGUGUGUGUGUGUGUGUGUGUGUGUGUGUGUGUGUGUGUGUGUGUGUGUGUGCAUGUGACUACAACAUCUCCCAUCAUGCCUCACUAAAACUCCGUGUACGGCGAGCACAGAGGGACAUUCAGCUCUGGAAACUCAUUUUUCCCACAACACAACUGUUGUGACAUGUGUGUAGUUAAUGUGUGUGUUGGGGAGCUCAGUGUGUGAGUGAGAGAGAGAGAGUGCAUGUGUGUGCGUGUGCGCGCGGCCGAGCAGCGUGCCCAGUGAGAGAGCGCGGAGCAGAAGUGUGUGAGCCUGCAGGAGCCGCUGAGGACGGGCACGGCGACGGGACAGAUAGGGAACUUCUGUGCAGUGCAGCAGUAGAGCGCCAGCUCUUCAGCACUCCGGGAGUUGUUCUUUUCGCCACCAUUCUUCACGCCAAGGUAACCUUAUUUUGGGAGUAAGCCCCAGAGGAGAAGUCAUCCCUGGCCCUGGAGAAGGUCUCCCCUGCGUCCCCCAACCACGGUUAGGAGACCGAAGGCAGGGAUGGUUAACACAACUCCUGCUUCCAGCAUGGCCACCGGAGCAGCUUUUGAAUGUUUUUUUGAAGCUUCUUGGAAGAAGUUUUCCGUCAUCCUGACAGGAAGAACAAACGGAGCUCAUCCGUCUGUUGUCAGAACCUUUAAAUCUGUGGGUCAAACUGAGGCGAGGUCUCCUGAAGACGCUGACUACUGUCUGGUUUUCUGUCCCAUCUCGUCUCGGGUUGGGACAGACGUCAGUGAGGCCAUGGAGCAUCUUCCUGCUGGUAAAGCCGCCGUUCUGGUGGUGAUGCAUCACACCUUCAAUCCUGAACAAGUGAUUCCUCCGAGCCGCAGAGUGGUGACAGACCAGAGAGUCCAGCUGACUCUGGACUGUCUGUUCUACCAGGACGAUCUGCUCAGCUGUGAACUCAACAGGAACAUGAAGAAAAACAUCCAGACGUUCUUCAGAGCCUCCCGGUCACAGGGAACAGAGUCACUGCUCUACUUGGAGGGUCGGGUCUCCGCUCCGCCGUCCAGAUUCUUCCAGGCUCGGAGGAACAGGAUUCUCAUCGUCGUCGCAGGUCUGCUCCUUCUCCUCAUCAUCAUCAUCCUGGCCAUCUUAAUUUUUCCAAUGUUCUAACUCUGCCCUGGAGACGCAGUCAAGAAGACAAACAGCGUCUGCGUCCAAACCGUCCAGCAGGCAGGACCUGUGAGAAUGUCGUCAGUUCAAUGACUGGAGGUUGAUCAGGUGAUGAUUGGUUGUGUAGCGGAGAAACAUGAAGAGUAAGAACAUCAGGAUCCCAUCCUGUGAUGUUUGGAUGUAAAUUAAGAGGAAGGGGAAAAAAAAAGAUUUUUGACCGAGGCUUAUCUGUGGAAAUGACAUGUUUAAUUUAGUGUGACUGAUCACAUGACCUUCUGUUGGUUAAAACACUGCCUCCGUCUCAUUGGAAACAGGACAAAAGGUAACUUUUUGAAAACACUCUGCCUCUGUCUCCAUGGAAACGGGGCAAAUGCAACUUUUUGAAAACACUGCCUCCGUCUCCACGGAAACGCGGCAAAAGGCAACUUAUU
Salarias fasciatus (jewelled blenny) is the source of this 1594-nucleotide messenger RNA. RefSeq lists its product as uncharacterized. NCBI's taxonomy places the organism in Eukaryota, Metazoa, Chordata, Actinopteri, Blenniiformes, Blenniidae. The coding region runs from base 549 to 1163 and encodes 204 amino acids. The transcript has 5 exons. The record is from RefSeq and is a predicted model, not a curated record.